Menidia menidia (Atlantic silverside) is the source of this 1557-nucleotide messenger RNA. The record is from the annotation of a GenBank genome assembly. Lineage: Eukaryota; Metazoa; Chordata; Actinopteri; Atheriniformes; Atherinopsidae.
ACUGCUGGACAAAUGGGGGACCUCAGGCAGACGAUCGGGGUCAUGUCACAGACAAUGUGUCCGAAUUCCACAGCUGCAUCCGUGGAGGACUUAAAGGCCCCGAGUGGUGGGAAAGAGGAGAAAAUGCAGAUGAAGAGGGAGAUUUCUCUCCUCAACGGAAUCUGCCUCAUAGUGGGCAACAUGAUAGGUUCGGGGAUUUUCGUCUCGCCGAAGGGCGUCCUGAUGCACAGCGCAUCUUUCGGGCUGUCUCUGCUGAUUUGGGCCCUGGGGGGCAUCUUCUCGGUUUUCGGCGCCCUGUGCUACGCCGAGCUCGGCACCACCAUCACCAAGUCUGGAGCCAGCUACGCCUACAUCCUGGAGUCCUUCGGCAGCUUCCCAGCUUUCAUCCGCCUGUGGACGUCCAUUCUGCUCAUCGAGCCGGCCAGCCAGGCGGUGAUUUCACUGACCUUCGCCAACUACCUCCUGGAGGCUUUCUACCCCACCUGCCAGCCACCGUACGACGGUGUGAGGCUUCUCGCUGCAGCCUGCCUCUGUAUGCUCAUUUUCAUCAACUGCGCCAACGUGAAGUGGGGGACUUUAGUUCAGGACGUCUUCACCUACGCUAAACUCAUGGCGCUCUUCCUCAUCAUCGUCAUUGGCAUCUUGAAAGUAGCCACCAAAGAAACGUAUAAUUUUGAGAGUUCGUUCGAGGGCUCCACCAGGGAUCCGGGAGCCAUAGCGUUGGCCCUCUACUCGGCCCUCUUCUCCUACUCCGGCUGGGACACGCUCAACUUUGUCACUGAGGAAAUUCAGAAUCCCGAGAGGAACCUACCUCUGGCCAUUGCUGUCUCUAUGCCCAUCGUGACCAUCAUCUAUCUGCUGACUAACGUGGCGUACUAUGUGGUUCUAGACAUGCCCUCCCUGCUGGCCAGUGAUGCUGUAGCUGUGACAUUUGGAAAUGCGGUGCUGGGUCCCUUUAAAUGGAUCAUUCCUAUUGCAGUGGCCAUGUCCUGCUACGGAGGACUCAACGCUUCCAUCAUCGCUGCCUCUCGGUUGUUUUUCGUCGGAGCCAGAGAGGGCCACCUCCCUGACAGCCUGAGCCUGAUUCACCUGAAGCGAUACACUCCCAUCCCUGCUCUCCUGUUCAAUGGGCUGAUGGGCCUGAUCUUCCUGUGCGUGGAGGAUGUGUUUCAGCUCAUCAACUAUUUCAGCUUCAGUUACUGGCUCUAUGUGGGGCUCUCCGUGGCCGGCCUCAUCCACCUCCGCAUCACGCAGCCAGACAGACACAGGCCCGUAAAGUUGACCCUGUUCUUCCCUUUCGUCUACUGUGUGUGCAGCCUGUUCUUGGUCAUCGUCCCUCUGUAUGGAGACACCAUCAACUCCCUCAUAGGAAUUGGAAUUGCGCUUUCUGGAGUGCCAGUUUAUUAUGUGGCCAUUUACCUGCCUGAGGAGAGGAGGCCCCGGUUUAUACGCAAACUAAACGACUUUGCCACCAGAUAUAGUCAGAUAUUGCUCUACUGCUGUCUGACUGAGUAUGACUAUGAGACCGAAGCUCAAGCAGGAGGUAAAACCCAGUGA